Aphidius gifuensis is the source of this 2358-nucleotide messenger RNA. Its product is annotated as phosphotriesterase-related protein. Bases 134 to 1180 code for a protein of 348 amino acids. Gene Ontology annotation, molecular function: hydrolase activity, acting on ester bonds; zinc ion binding. The transcript is spliced from 8 exons. Lineage: Eukaryota; Metazoa; Arthropoda; Insecta; Hymenoptera; Braconidae. Gene Ontology annotation, biological process: catabolic process. The record is from RefSeq and is a predicted model, not a curated record.
GCUUUUACACUGAUGAAUUUUAUUUAUUGAAAAGAAAAUAUAUAUGUAUUAAAAUAUAGUAUAGUUUCAAUAAAUGGUAAGUAAACUUUUCAGACAUUAUCAGAGAGUACUUUGUUAUUGAAAAAUAAUAAAAAUGGACGCGUCAAUUGAGACUGUCACAGGAAAAGUGAAACUUGACGAGCUUGGAAAGACAUUGACCCAUGAACAUUUAGCUCUUGAUUUUUGUACAUUUUAUGUACCACCACCGAGUCAGCUGACAAAUAUUUUUGAGCAUAAAAUACAACUGAAUAAUGUUGGUUUUAUCAAGCAAUAUCCAUACAGUAGUAAAUACAAUGUUAAUUUUUGUGAUGAUGAUACUUACAAAGCUGUCUUGGAAGAUGUUAAAAUAUAUAAAAAAUAUGGAGGUGGUACAAUUGUUGAAAAUUCAAAUUAUGGAUUGAAAAGAAAUAUUCCUUUUAUGAAAAAAAUAAGUGAAGAAACUGGUGUAAAUGUUAUCAUAGGAACAGGUCACUAUGUUGAUGCAACUCAGGAUAAAAUAAAUCACGAAAUGACUGAAGAAAAAAUGUAUGAUUUGAUGAUAACUGAGCUGACAAAAGGUUGUGUUGAUUAUCCAUCAGUUAAAGCUGGAUUCAUUGGUGAAGUAGGAAGCAGUUGGCCAAUAACAGAUUUUGAAAAAAAGGCAAUACGUGCAACAGCAAAAGUUCAACAGCAAUUAAAAUGUCCAGUGACUUUCCAUCCUGGUAGAAAUCCUCAAGCACCAUUCGAAAUAAUGAGAAUUUAUACUGAAGCUGGUGGAGAUGUUGAUAAAGCAAUCAUGUCACAUUUAGACAGAACAAUCGAUGAUAAAUGUCAACUUUUAGAAUUUGCUAAAUUAGGAUGUUAUACACAAUUUGAUUUAUUCGGUACAGAAUGUUCAUUUUAUCAGCUUGAUGAAAAAAUAAAUAUGCCAUCAGAUGCACAAAGACUUGAUAGAAUUAAUUGGAUUAAACAAGAUAAUGGAGUUGAUAAAAUUCUCAUGAGUCAUGAUAUUCAUACGAAACAUCGUUUGAUUGAAUAUGGAGGACAUGGUUAUUCACACAUUAUUACAAAUGUUUUACCAAGAAUGAGCUCAAAAGGUUUCGAUUUAAAUGAAAUUGAUAUGAUUACUACCAUCAAUCCAAGAACUUGGUUAACUUGGUAAUGAUUUAAUUAAAAAAAAAAAAAUGAUUUACCACUGUUUUACAUGAAAAAUAUAAAAGAAUAUAAUUUUUUAUCAAUUUUAUUUUGUUUUAUCUUGUUAUAUAGUGUAUUUUUUUGUUUUAAAUCAAACAAAAUAAAUAAAUAUCAUGUAAUUUCUAUAGACAUGUUAUAAUUUCUGGGAAAAUCGAUAAUUUUCUUUUUCGUUUUUUUGAUGGUUGUGCUUUUUAUUUAUCUUUUAUUGAUGACUUAAGAGCAUCGUCACCAUCAGUUUAACCCAGAUGACGAGGGUGAAUUAAAGAAGGGAGAAAAAAAUAAAAAAUAAUAUAUAAUGUGAGUAUCGUAUGGAGCAGGCGCGAAAAUAUUUUGCCCUCUGGCACACACACCUCAAUUGUAAAGUGAGAUCAGUUGCCCGUGGUUUUUCCAAGGGUAUACAGUACUUGAUGUUUGUAAUCGUGACCCAGUGUCAUCCCCAGGCUCCAAUACAACCAAUAUUCUAAAAUUUUAUUUAAAAAUAAGCCAGAUUAAUUAACAAGGUAACAGUGGAAAUUAAAAAAUAUUAUUAUUGUUAAAUGAUAAAUAAAUUAUCAAUUUUUUUCUUCAUUAUUUAUGGAACUUGAAGUGAUCAUAGUGAGAUUGUGGUUGUGCUAAAGGACGAGUAGAAAAAAAAAGGUUUGAGGAAGAAAAAGAUUAUAAAUAUAUAUAAAAUAAUAAUGUGUAUGUGUGUUGGGGUGCAGAGCCAAUUGUAAAAUCUUUCGGUGGAGGAAAAUAUUAAAAAUAAAAAAUAUUAAAACGAGGGUGAAUUGUUGGAAGGGAGGACACGCCUGACGAUGGAUUACUACGUCGACGCAGUUGAAUUUAACGUAUGAUUUUUGCACAGAUAUUUUAUCAAGGACAAAAGAAUCGAUUAUAACCGAUGAGGGUUUAUUCGCAUGAUGGAGGGAUCACGAGAAAGACUGAUAAAAUUACUGGACACAAGGCUGGAUGUCUCGUGGAGAACGAGUCGUUCACGUCAUCGUCAUGAUGAUAAAAUUUUAAGCCAAAACGAGUGAUUAUAGGAAAAUUUAAAAAUAGGAUAAUAAAUUAAUUAAAAAAAAAAUUUUAAUAUAUAAAAGUGACAUAAAAUAAAUAUUUAUUUAAUAAGCAAAUAAUAGUUAAAAAUUUUUUUGAGAGAAAAAAAAA